UUGUCGACGAGAUGGUAUCCGUGUCGGGGUAUGUAAACGGAAUUGACAUUAACCAACUAAGCACCAACGCCCUUACGGUGAGAGGGGGAACUAUACGAGGCUCUUUGUCCUUCUUUAAUUCCUUGAUUAUUGACACUCUCGAGGCACAAUCCAUUAUGGGAAUCAACACCGCUUAUUACAUGUCGACGACGGUAUUCAAACAUGCGCCUGCCGUGAUGGGAGGAACCUUGGUUGUCGAGACAGCGGUGGAGACCAAGGGGGACUUGAUUGUUGAGGGAUACAUCAAUGACAAGAGCUUCCCAAAGGACUAUCCCCUUCAGACACACACUAAUAUUAGCUUUGGAUCGAAGAGGUUUAAGAAUUUGUACGUGGGUUCAGUGAGAGUUGGCCCAGACUGCCUAGUGGACGGUCUAUCCCUCAACAGAAUAGUGACUCUCCAUACAUCACAGAUUAUCACUGGAGAGAAGACCUUUGCCCAAGGUGUUUAUAUCAAAGGAAAUCUAGACAUAACCUCCAAGUUACUAGAUGGAGUCAAUCUAGACGAGCUAUAUGCCAGUAUGUCGCAUAUAAACACUUCAGAUUGGAAGUUCGAUGUUGUAUUUGAGGCAGCUGUGCAGGCGCCGUCACUGUCUUUUGGUGGAUCCCUCAAUGACUUUGAUUGGGUUAAAUUCGCAGAAGAUAUUGUGUAUGAUGACGAAAACAUGGUUACGAUUUCCUCGAAGAAGAAUUUUAGGUUAGGCCUGACCAUCCGUGAUGCAAUCUUCAAAAGUACAUUUAACGGAGAGAGUUUCGAUAACCUGGUUACGACCAACAGUAAGCAAACCAUUGGUGGAAGAAAAGAAUUCCUUAAUGAUGUCACUUUCGGAUCGCUGACAGUUGAUCUAUUAGAUGGUGUUGACUUGGAGAAAAUGGUUAAGUCGGCAGUGUACCUGAACAAGGAGGGACAAGUGGUUAUAGGCAAGAAGAACUUCACCAGCACACUGACGACCAAGGGCCUGGAGAUCACAGGCGGGAUUGGGAAUUUAGACUUGAGCAAAGUUGUGACCAAGAGUACAGAUCAGACCUUCAGUGCUUCGCAGUCACUACGGUCUGCCAUCUUCAGCACCCUGUACACUACAUCCAUGCAAAUGACUGCUGGCUCCAGAAUAAACACGAUAGACUUAUCUUUACUUAACAGUAGACACGUGAGUUUGACGUCCUCUAGUCAUCACUCCGGAGUAUUGACUGUCGAAGGACCAGUGUCAGUGCUGGGGCAGCUCACUGCUGGGACUCUUAAUGGUCACGCCUUGGAACCUCUAUUAAGCAAUUUUGUCAUGAAAGACCAAUCCUCUGUCAUCACGGGACCCGUAACGUUCGCAAGUCUUACCGUGCACGGACCUAUAACAACGUAUGAUAAAGUGGGUGCCAAUGGCUUAAACAUAAGUCAUAUUGACCUAAAUGCUGUUAAAUUAAGCUCGAGUAAUGUAAUAAGUGGAGGCGUUACCUGGGGUCAGAUCAUCUUGAGGAGCGACGUGGCAGUGGGGGGACGCGUUAACGGAAUCGACCUUUACAAGUUCAGUCAAGAUUUAGUUUCCAAGGACUCGACUGACCUUCAAGUCAUAACAGGGAAGAAAACCUACGUAGCUGGGCUGACAGUACUGGGCAACAUCGAGGCAAUGACUAUCAAUGGUAUCGACCUGAGCACCAAAAUGCUGACCCGGCACACUGACCAGACGAUCAGUGCCUCUUACACCUUCCUCAACCUGGAGGCCAAGAAGAAUGUCACCAUCAAGGGUCUUUACAACCAGGUCAACCUCACCCGGCUCACUGCGUCUAAUGUCCUGGGAACUGACACCAUACUCGGUAACGUGACCUUCUUCGGCGAGAUGAAUGUGGAACACUUCCGCAUCUCGGGCUACUUUAAUGGUAUUGACACGGAGAAGAGGAUGGCGGACGGUAUCAUGGUGCACGACAUGGAUGUUGUCAUCACCGGUAAGAAGAACUUCCUGUCAAAUGUGACCUUCAGAAACAUCAAUGUGGGCAGCAUAAACAGUGUUCCUUUUAAACACUUUCUGGAGCACCUUGUACUGAAGAACGUCGCCAACAACAUCACACACAAGAUCACCGUGCAGGGGAGUGUGAUAACUCCCCAUCUUAUUGCCAACACACUCACUGUCCAGGGCUCCGUGGGAGGGGUGGACUACAACAGACUCCUGAGAGAGGCGGUGUAUCUACACAGCAACCAGACUCUCAAAGGCUCUUUGGUGUUCACUAAGGACUUGACUGUGAUGGGCGACAUCAGGACGAAGAAUCUUAACGGACUGAGCCUGGAAACGGACUACCUCACCACCCACACCGUACAGACAGUCCCCUUCAGCGUCACCUUCGGCAACAUCACCACUUUUGACGUCGUAGUGGAUGGCACCGUAAACUCCUACAACCUGCCACAGGAAGUGGCGAACACCAUGAAGGCUAUGGACGGCCAGAAUGUGACUGGCAGGGUAACCUUUGCUGGGUCACUUGUGGUCAACAAAAACAUAAGGUUGACUGGUCUUGUGGGAAGAAACAAGAAAAUUGACUUGUCGGAGCAGGCGAUACCUUUGAAUGCAGAUGUAGAAAUUACAGGCUCUGUGAUCUUUACCUCUCCAUUGACUGUAUCGACCCUCACCUGCACUCCCGGCAUCGUGAACGGUGUUAAUAUUCCAGAGCUGUACAAUAACGCCUGGUUUGUUGACGAACCCGCGGACAUCACUGGUGCCAUGGUCUUCAAGGGACCAGUCAUAUUCUUGGAGGCACUGCUGCGCGACCCUUCUACGGAGCCGCUAAGGAUUAGGGAUCUCCACCAGAACAUGACAGCCGUCAUGACUAGGUUCAACAAGACCAAGUCAGAAUUAGAGUUGCUGUACAAGAACACGUGCUCACCAAUCAUAACACUCUACGAUAUGCUGGAGAAAGCGAUCUUCGAGGGUGACCACUUCGCCUCCAUCUAUGAAUACCUGACUCCUCGCCAACGGCACUCCUCCGCCACCUUCUUUGCUUUCAAUAUGUCAUACAUUGUGAUGAGCUGGGAAGGAGGAAAUUGUGACUCGGCUCUGUACAGCUUCAACCCUACGACGCCGACCGUCCAACUGAUGUAUACCAUUCCUGGGUCCGGCUACGGUCACCAUUGGCUCUUUCUGGGCGGCACUAACUAUGAGGUGUAUCUGGCGAUGGCUGCUUCUGGUUAUCACAACAGCUGUACCAGGAGGAACAGCGUCAUCUGGAAACUAACGAAAACCUCCAUUAUCGUGCACCGGGAGCUAGCCGCUGGAGAACACUUAACACAGGAGUCCUCUGACGAUGUGGUGAUCCUCUACGUGCACGCCACCAACCGCACCAUCACUUACUCUCUCGGCCUUACCACAGGAGACGUCAGACAGAUUUCCAACAUCCCUGGAGCUGUUGAUAUGUACAGGAUGCUGGAGACAAAGAACGGGGUGAAGGUGUCAUUCCAAAGCCACCAGGGACGAGGCACGCUGUUUGUAGGAGGGCUACCAGGAGCGAUCGAGGUGGCAGAGAGGAUCGACGAUAGUGUGCUGCUGGAACAAGGCGACAGCGUCUUCCUCCUCCUGGCUGUCACGAGGAUCAAGAUGCACAAAGAGGAGUACGUGCUUGAGUUGUACUUGGUGGACAUACCAAGAAGGGCUCUGACUUGGAUGGAUAUACACAUACUGCCAGCCAAGAUCCAGCUGACUGUGUUCUUCGCUGGGGUUCCAGCCACUGGCUCCUACAUCAUUAUUGCCCUGCAGAAGAACCGAGUACCUGUGGUCUACACCUUGAUCGGAGAAAUGUUGAAGGAAUUUGCACGCCUGAGUACACCGCGGGUUGGCUGGUCUCAACACCUGACAGUGCCCAAUCGCUACGUGCCUGGCAUCCAGGACCAUUACCUGCUGCUGGGGCAGAACGACCGUACCACCAUCCUCUCUCGCCUUGUAAUGAAAGGUGCUGCAUUGCCUAGCAAAGAACUUCAUUGUGAUCUAAAUGAAUUCAACAUCCCCUAAACGGCUUCUUGUAAACUUAAGAACUUUGUGAUCUGGUCGACAAAAUAGAUUACAUCAUAUCGUGUGACUUGGACGACUUCUCCACAUUCUUCCUGCGCUGUGAUCUGAGGAACUUAAUCAUUUACUAAGUAGAUGGAUAAUAAGUUUAUUGGAUUGUUUACAGCCACAAAUGGACCAGCUCAGGACCUUCGGUGAAACAUAGAACUUGACUUGUUCUUACAUACUUAAAUACGGCACAUGUUGAUUUUCUUUAAGCUGAACAAUGAGCUCUUUUAAAUAUUUAUUUAAACGUUGUAAUUUUUAAAUUUGUUUUCUAAAAUCUGAUUAAAAUACGGUCUUAGCUAUGAGUUUUGCUGACCUUUUACGGUAAUUUGUACGAUGUGGACGAAUGGUAAAAGAACUCGUUACUUUGAGACUAUUCUAUGGUGUUGAUCUUGAGCGCUGAGGUUCAAGAACUCUGGCAGAAAUCUUAAGACAUCCCCAAAUGUUCAUGUUGCUGGUUACCAUAUUACCGAAUAACCUGUCAAACCAUCCUAGGCAUAUAUUCCAUCACCUUUGUUGCGUCGGAUUGCUAUAACCAAACUUCCUAAUAAGACUCGUCGGUGGUAACAGACUUGGUUUAUUACGGUGACAUAUGAGGGGGCAUGUGAUGUACACUCCCACCUUAUGUCAAUGAAUUUCCUUCGCUCUGAAACCUAAUUUUAUGACACCGAUGUUCAAUUUAGCAAAUGUGUAAAUUUAGACA
Messenger RNA from Homarus americanus (American lobster), 4764 nucleotides. RefSeq lists its product as uncharacterized. The record is from RefSeq and is a predicted model, not a curated record. Gene Ontology annotation, molecular function: heparin binding. The coding region runs from base 12 to 4019 and encodes 1335 amino acids. Gene Ontology annotation, cellular component: cell surface. Lineage: Eukaryota; Metazoa; Arthropoda; Malacostraca; Decapoda; Nephropidae. The transcript is spliced from 15 exons.